CUUCCGCGCAUGCGCACAAAGACGCUCAGAAACUCUGAAAAAGUCGGCAACAAAAGUGGCAAAUAGUAAUAAAUGGCUAUGAAGGAACUUGGGGUCUGCUGGAGAAACUGGGAACAGACAAACGGAUAAAACGCUCACAGUCUUCAUAUAUUAUCUAAAGCCAAUCCCGGGUGCAGUUUAAAAAGAAAAGGUUUGCAGGAUGAUGUCAGACGCUAGUGAGAUGUUGGCAGCUGCCUUGGAGCAGAUGGAUGGAAUCAUCGCAGGCUCCAAGGCCAUGAAUUACACCAACGGUCUGUUUGACAGCCAGUCUCCCAGCUCGCCUAUGUUAGGCAGCCUGCGUGCAGUCCACCUCCUAGAGGAACUGCGGGGGACACUUGAGCUGAUGGACGCAGACGAGCGGGAGAACCUGUGCAGCCAAAUCCCAGAGAACACUGCCGAGGGCCUGAUGGAGUGGCUGCAGACCAGACUGAUUAACGGUCAUGGAUCCUCAGCGAGGGAUUUGGCGUAUCAGGAGAGACUGUCUCGGCUAGAGAGCGACAAGGAAUGUCUGGUGCUGCAGGUGAGUGUUUUGACCGAUCAAGUGGAGGUGCAAGGAGAAAAGAUAAGGGACCUAGAGAUGUGCCUCGAGGAACACCGGAUGAAACUGAAUGCCACAGAAGAAUUACUUCAGCAGGAGUUGCUUAGCAGGAGCAUGUUAGAGACCCAGAAACUGGAGUUGUUGACGGAGGUAUCCAGCCUGAAACUGAAGCUUACAACCGCAGAUCAUGAGGACAAGGAGAGUGAGGCUCUUUAUCAAGUGCUGAGUGAAAUGCGCCACAGAGCGACUACUGCAGAGACAGAAAAAGUGCAACAGGAAAGAAGCCUGAAAUCAACCAGAGAUGAACUGGUGGCUAUGCAGAAGCAGCUAGAAGAGCGGGAGCAGGAGCUGAGGAGACUGAAGGAGCGAGCUGAGGUCGUGACCUCUGAUGGAAGCCAGAGCCGAGAGAAAGAUUUGGAUGUGCAGAGAAUGAAGCAAGUUGUUGAGUCUUUAAUGGAGUCUAACAAUGAAAAGGAACGUAAGAUUGAAGAGUUGCAGCAGUCCCUGAUGCUCUGUAGGAAAGUCCAGGAUGCGGCGAUGUCCGUGCAAGAAAAGAAUGACAGAGUCGAUGAAGAAGACACAGAGACGGGACGGUGUGAAAGUUCAUCCAAAUCCGCAACCACUACAGUUACUGAGACUCAUUUCCUCACAGGCGCAGGGGAGACUGAUGAGCCUCAGGUGAUUCCCUGCACCGAGUUUCUCCCCAAGUCCUCUGAAUACAAAUUCGCAGCUGAUGCUGAUCCAUGCCUUCUAACACACAGUUCCUCUGAGAGGCUUGGAUCAGAAAACUCAUCUAACAGAGAAGAGGCUGAGUCUGGAGAAAGCCCAGAUAAGAAAAGCAGCUCUCUCACAUUGUCCCCCUCUCAGUCCAGCCCAGGUGGCAGUGAAAGUUUUGGCACCAAAAAAAUACGCUCCUCCUUUGGACGGGGUUUCUUCAAGAUCCGGGGCGGAAAGAGAACCGCCAGCUCUCCUGAUCUAGGUGAGGCAGAGAGAAAGAGGACCGAGCAUUUAGAUCUGGCUGGAUCUCAAUCUCCCAAACCAAAGGAGCAUGCAAUCUCGCCUGAAAGCAAGAAGAAAGCUAAGGGGAUCCGAAGAUUCUUCGGAAUGAUGAGGAGGAGCCAGUCUACUUCGCUGAACCCGGAAGAUGCUCCCGAGUCAGAGUUCAGUAGAGGCGGCCUUAGAGCCACAGCCGGCCCGAGACUUGGUUGGUCACGUGACUCGCAACGCAGCAACAAUAAUGAGCUUAACACCUCGUUUGCAAGCUGGAGUACAGAGCAGGUGUGUGAGUGGCUGCAGGAGCAGGGCUUCAGUCUGUACGUGAGUCAUGCUCAGCGGUGGAUCCGCUCUGGACAAAUGCUACUAAACGCCUCACAGAAUGAUCUCGAAAAGGAGCUGGGCAUCAGACAUCCUCUACACAGAAAGAAGCUCCAGCUUGCUCUUCAGGCUCUGGGCUCAGAGGAGGACGACGCUAAAAGCAAACUGGACUUCAACUGGGUUACUCGGUGGCUGGAUGACAUUGGACUGCCUCAGUACAAAGCCCAGUUCGACGAGGGCCGGGUGGACGCACGCAUGCUUCACUACAUGACCGUGGAUGAUUUGCUGGGUCUGAAAGUAGUCAGCGUGCUACACCAUCUCAGUAUCAAGAGAGCCAUCCAAGUGCUGCGCAUCAGCAACUACGAGCCCAACUGCCUCCGACGCAGACCAUCUGAUGAGAAUAACAUCACACCAGAAGAGGUGUGCCAGUGGACCAAUCACAGAGUGAUGGAGUGGCUGCGCUCGGUAGACCUGGCGGAGUAUGCACCCAACCUCAGAGGAAGCGGAGUGCACGGAGGACUUAUGGUUCUAGAACCUCGGUUCAACGUUGAGGCCAUGGCCCUCCUCCUGAACAUCCCACCUAAUAAAACGCUCCUGAGGCGUCACCUGGCCACCCACUUUCACCUCCUGAUUGGUGCAGAAGCAGAGAGACUCAAGCAGGAGUGUCUCGAGCAUCCUGACUACACGCUGCUCAAUGCCACAGCGAAAGUGAAGCCGAGACGUCUGUCCUUCGGUGGUUUCGGUACGUUGAGGCGGAAGCGACAGGAGGAGAGUGAAGAAUUUCUGUGUCCUCUAGAAGUGCAGAUGCCCCACAACGGCAGCUUCCACAGGGAAGAGUGCAUCAGUGAGGACAACCUGAACCAGCUGGAGCAGAUGGAGGACUCGGAAGGCACAGUGAAGCAGAUCGGAGCCUUUUCUGAGGGGAUCAACAACCUCACUAGUAUGCUGAAAAAGGACGAGUUCUUCAAGGAUACGCCGUCUCACUCUCCAACUCCAUACACCAACUCCAGCACGUGAGAUGCAGAAGUAAGCCAGUGUUAGCUGAUGAUCCUGGAGAACCAAACAUCUGUUCCUUUACUGUGAUUCUUACAACAAAGCUUCAGUACUAUCAUACUACUAUGAGACUAUGUUCUGGUCUGACAAUCAAAAGCAAUUGACGACAGUGGAAUGUUUUAUUUAUUGCCUUUUACUGUCUACACCAUAAUGUGUUUCAGUGUUCCUUACAAAGUGCACCAAAGACUGCAAACAACAAUCCAAAGAUACUUUAAUCUUGUUUUAGUUUAGAUUACCUCCUUAUUCUUGUACUCGGAUUUAACGUGUCCGUCGACUCCUGCAUUAUAAUCGCAUGUGUUACUGAAUUUCGACGCUUACUGCCUGGCUGAUACAUUGGGAGUAUGGAGUAAUAAUAUUCUCAUUUGAAACAAUUAGUCUGCACAUAACUGGACAGUUAUUCCUUAAAAAACAUGUCUAUGUGAGUGUGAGUGUGUGAGCUUUUAUGAAUUGAAGUCAAUAAAGAUUCUUUGAAUUUUCUUA
Molecule: messenger RNA, 3424 nt
Organism: Tachysurus fulvidraco (yellow catfish)
Lineage: Eukaryota; Metazoa; Chordata; Actinopteri; Siluriformes; Bagridae
Gene: ppfibp1a
Product: PPFIA binding protein 1a
Exons: 25
Coding region: 200-2908 (902 amino acids)
Biological process (GO): neuromuscular junction development
Cellular component (GO): presynaptic active zone
Molecular function (GO): protein binding
Source: RefSeq, a predicted model, not a curated record